AUGUAUGACAUAACAUUUCCAGCGGAUUGUAAAAGUCUCCCUGAUGGAUUCUGGUCCGCGGUGGAUGUGUGGAUACGGAGACCUCACGUAGUCAACAAGCGCUUAUGUGGAGUCACAGAGACUGAAAGCCGAGACGUGGACGAGGUCGCUUUGGGCUCACUUCUCAAUGGCCUUUCAGACCAUACACUCACUUUUCUGAACAGUGGAGCCUCUCACACACAUGCUCACAACAAUAACCUACAAUGGAGCUACAGUACCAGGACUUACAUUCCUAAAGUAAACUGCUAUGGGUCAAAGCAGCAUAAAGAAGUUAUUCUCAAAUGUAAAGACUCUCCUCAAGUGACGUUUCUGCCUUUUGAGGAGGAUGCAGAUGGCCAGGUGUUUUUCAAAGAGAGCAACUUUUAUCAAUUCAGAUUAUCCUGCCAGGACAUUGACAAAUGGUCUUUGGAGCUGCAUGUUUUGUCCCCAAGUCGAUGGUUCUCUGAUGGUGUUGCCUACCCGAAACUGCCCUGGUUGGAGUCCGAGCUGCUUCCUAAACUUGUGCGAUGGGCGACUGAAUGUAAAACCAGCGAGUUUAAAAGCACCUUGUCUCUGUUGCCAGUGGAAAAGUACAGCCUCAUGUACCAGCAUCUUAAAGACAAGUAUAAGGCAAUGGUUAAGGUUUGGCCAGAAGUGACGGAUCCAGAGAAGUUUGUGUAUGAAGAUGUUGCUAUUGCUACAUAUUUACUGGUGCUGUGGGCCGAGGAGCGGAACGAGAAAGGCCUCACUGACCCUCAGUCCUUUGUGGACCUCGGCUGCGGAAACGGCCUUCUGGUGCACAUACUGACCAAUGAAGGGCACCCUGGAAAGGGCAUCGAUGUUCGGAGGAGAAAGAUCUGGGACAUGUACGGCCCCCAGACUCUGCUCGAGGAAAAGGCAAUUAUUCCCAGCGAGUCCUUCUUAUUCCAGCAUACGGACUGGCUGAUUGGGAACCACUCGGACGAGCUCACACCAUGGAUCCCUGUCAUCGCUGCCAGGUCGUCUUACUCCUGCCGCUACUUUGUCCUCCCGUGUUGUUUCUUCGACUUUUAUGGAAAAUACCAGAGGCGCCAGUGCAAGAAGUCGCAGUACAAAGAAUACAUCGACUUCAUCAGUGAGGUCAGCCAAGUGAGCGGCUUCAACACGGAGGAGGACUGCCUGAGGAUACCGUCCACCAAACGGGUUUGCCUCGUGGGAAAGUCGAGAAACUACAGCCAAUCGUCCGCGAGUGAAGCCGAGCAGCAAAGAACUCUCUUCAUCCAGAGCCGACCGAAGGCCCCUGGGAUCACGGCCCACGGGUCGGAGGCGGGGGCUGACGACAGCACAGGGACCCCAGGGACCCAAUGGGGAGCCGGAUUUCAGCCCCGAGAUAAAGUGGAGAGCGUGAGGAACUGCGCCUCUCUUCCGCGGGACCUGGUGGAGGGCGUGGUCCUGCAGGUGGCCCAGGCGCUGCUGGGGAUGAGGGGAGAAGACUCGGACUGGAACAGAGGAGGCAGCCUCUCGGUGAGCGAAGUGGCCGCUCUACUGCAGCAAGAAACUUUGACUAGGCUCAAAAAGGAGUGUGGCGGUCUCCAGACGCUGCUCAAGAACAACCACCAGGUAUUCAGAGUGGAAGGCGGCGUGGUGCACAUACGGGACUGGCGAGACUCGAAGCCCACCCCCCGGGACGUGAAGAGGAGGCCUGUUGCCCCCGGCGCCCUGAAAACACGGCUGUGCUGGUUUCACACGCACCACGCUCAGGGCUGCCCCCUAGAGGUCGGACAGUGCCCCUUUGCCCAUGGACCUGAUGAUCUCCGAGCCUCCACCAGACCCCUGAAAAAACCCAGGAGUGAAGACUGUCAACCAUGGAUUUAUCACUAA
Messenger RNA from Knipowitschia caucasica, 1878 nucleotides. The record is from the annotation of a GenBank genome assembly. Lineage: Eukaryota; Metazoa; Chordata; Actinopteri; Gobiiformes; Gobiidae.